Messenger RNA from Laetiporus sulphureus 93-53, 430 nucleotides. RefSeq lists its product as uncharacterized. The record is from RefSeq and is a predicted model, not a curated record. The transcript has a single exon. Lineage: Eukaryota; Fungi; Basidiomycota; Agaricomycetes; Polyporales; Laetiporaceae. The annotation marks the transcript as partial.
CAUGUCAAGGCCUAACCUGUAUCGCUUGGGAGACACCAACUCUCCAAGACUGCGUGGUGUCCGCAAAGGCAUUGACUUUGACGUUGGAGACAAUGAUAACGUCAUGAUCGGUAUGCAUGCGUUUCUGAUAGUGCAAGCGUGCCUAAACCCCGAAUGAUGUGUCAGGAUCCGGAGGGGUGUCCCUUUUCGACGCCUUGCACCAAAAUUGGAGUGUUUCGGACACCUGGGUCCUACCGAAAACUGCAGCCAUCGCGGAGGAUCUUCAAGCGAUGAACGAUCAUGGGCCGCCCGCAGUUGAGAUGCCGUUCAAGAGUUUCGUUGACUCGCUGGAAGCGCUGGGGUUCCAGAGAUUCACGGUAUACAGCGCCAGUGGGAAGGAAGAACCAACGACGACCUUCAUACCACCUCCCCCUCAUAACCCCGUCAAUCA